CUCUGCUCUACAAGAAAUAAUCGAAAUGAAGCACCCCAGCCACACGCAUCCACUCAUCCUAAAUGAGUAUUACAUUGCCAAGGAGGGCGAUGUAUGUUGUGGCUGCAACGAAGAAAUAGUUUCGUGUAAAUCAUUUGUUUAUAGUUGCAGCGACAUGUCCUAUAGCCCUGCUUUUGGCGCAUAUGAUAUUAUAGAGUCAAUUACAUUCGUAUCCUGUGAUAAAUUCUUUCUCCACAAGAGUUGUGCAGAAUUACCCCCACACAUCCAAAACUCAAACAACCCGAAAGACUUCCCUAAGCUCCGUUUCCAGCACUUCUUUGAUGAUUUAUGUGACUAUUUUACGCUUAGCCUCCCCCCUUUUCGUUGUAGCAUAUGUAGCAUCCCAUUACUAUGGAAUGUGAAACAAUUCUUCUAUUACAGUUUUGAUACUCAUGUACGUGUUUGCAUCAAAUGCGCAAUGUUUCAAGUUGAGUCGUCACAAGACACCGAAUUAAUUAGGCAUGCAGCUCACAGCCAACACCUAUUAGCCUUAAUCCAGCGUCCCUCCUCAUUCAAAUGUAAUGCUUGUACCUUGGAGUAUAAUGUUAGGGACGCGUCUUAUAAAUGCACAGAGUGUCCGUUCUGGAUGCACAAAACUUGCGCUGAUGCUCCUGCCUCUCUUCUUCUUGAAUUUCACAAUAAACACCCUCUUACCCUCUCAUAUUUUCUUCCACAAGUCUAUCACAAAUUUAUUCAGUAUUGCAGUCUCUGCAACAAAACUUUCAGUCGAUUAGAUUGGCUUUACUGCUGUCCUGGAUGCAGAUUACUUGUGCAUUUUCGAUGUGCUAGAUCAAGUCGAAUAUUCAGCUGUAGUGAAAUUGAAAUAUAUGAUUCCGACUUGGUGCACCUCCCAGCAGCCGACGAAUCAUCUGUAGAUAGAUUAGGGGAACAAUUCAUCAAGGCAGUGACUAGUGUAAACAGUACUAAAACCAUCAUCAGCAAAACAGAAUGUGUUAGACAUCAGGCUCAUAAGGAACAUCAUCUACAAUUAACUACUAUUAGUGAUGAUAACGAAAUAGUAUUGCUAUGUGAUUGCUGUGUCAAGCCCAUCCGAACUGAUAACGAUGAAUUCUAUGCUUGUGUUCCUUGUAAUUACUUUCUGCAUAAAGUCUGUGCUGAGUUUCCUUGCAUGAUUGAGCACCACCUUAUGGGAGGUACUACACUUUCUGUAGAAAAUUUCAGUGCAUUAGUAUUCGAUUUAUAUGAGUGUGAUGCUUGUAAAUGUUUAUUCAAUUGUAUAUUCUUUACCUGUCAUCAUGAGACAUCUGUCCUUCUUCAUUUUGGAUGCGGAAUAAUACCCAAAAGUUUGAAACAUGAAGCUCACCGUCACCAACUGACUCUGGUUUUCUCAAUGAAAAAUGCUUGCAAAGCAUGUGGAGAAGUAUUUCUUGUUAAAUUCAAGCACGGGUGUGUAGAAUGCGAUUAUUAUUUAUGUGGACGAUGUAUAAUGAAGGCAAGAACAGCAAAACACCCCUGGGAUCCUCACCCCCUGCACUAGAUAUAUGAACCUGGCAUGGUCAUGGACCAUGAACACGACUUCAAUUGCGAGUUCUGCUCUGAAGAUAUAGACCCGAACUUUUGGUUCUAUCAUUGCAGUGCCUGUGAUCUUUCGUUUCAUCUUAAAGACUGUUUUGAAAGAUCACGUUAUAACAUCUACUCAAACGUCAAGUUUGGGGCAACUAAUAUCAAUGUUCCCGGACUCCAUCCUCACACUCUCAGAUUUGUUUUGAACAAGAAGGUUCAUCGUUGCAAAAACUGUCACGAAAAUCAACUCGGUGAGCCAGUGCUUGAAUGUGUUGCGCCAUGCAAAGCUGUAUUCUGUAGGAUCUGUAGCCUCCAAUCCCUUUAAUAAAAUAGCUGCUUAGCUACUUUGUUCUGCUAUUUGCAUUCCCCUUGGAGAUAAUAAUUGAAGGUUGUGUAAUAAUAUAGUGGUGAUUAUACUAUUCCUUGAU
Molecule: messenger RNA, 1991 nt
Organism: Daucus carota subsp. sativus
Lineage: Eukaryota; Viridiplantae; Streptophyta; Magnoliopsida; Apiales; Apiaceae
Exons: 2
Coding region: 26-1537 (503 amino acids)
Source: RefSeq, a predicted model, not a curated record